Prunus armeniaca (apricot) is the source of this 1908-nucleotide messenger RNA. Lineage: Eukaryota; Viridiplantae; Streptophyta; Magnoliopsida; Rosales; Rosaceae. The record is from the annotation of a GenBank genome assembly.
AUGGGCAAGUCGUCUUCUUCUCAUCGAAAGAAACGCGCCAAGAUUUCUUCUCAGGCAGGAACAAGGAAGAGCAGUAAGAGUAAGCCUAAAAGUAGGAAAUAUAGAUCCAAGAAGCUUCGCCGCCGUGAUGAUUCUCCUUCUCAUUCUGAUGACGGUGAUUCGAGAAGUUUAGAAUCUGUUUCGUCUUUUAGUUCUGAUGAUGAUUCUAGAAGUAGAAGGGCUCGGUCUCGCACUAGGAGGGAUCUGAAAGGUAGCAAGAAAAGGGCUCGCAGACGCUCCCAUAGCCAUGACAGUAGCAAGGAUUCUCCCCGUGGAAAGAAGAGGAAAUCGGCAAAGAAGAAGAAUGAUUAUGAGGCGAGGAAGAAAUCCCGUUCGAGGAAGAAGCCUAGGAGAAAUGCUAGCAUUAGUUCCAGGAGUAGUGCUUCUUUUAGUUGCUCAACUUGUCCUAGUGGUGAUGAGAUUGAAUCUAAAAGGCACAGGGGCAGACCUGGCAAACGAAACAGAGAUGAAAGUGAUAUUAACAAGGUUGAAAGUGGGACUAAGAGGGCUAGAUAUAGGUCAAGGAGCUGUUCUUCUCGCAGUCAAUGUAGCGAGCAUGGUGGUGAUAGUCAGAGUGAGGAAAAAGUGACAUUUGAAAACAAUUUGAGGAGGUUGAGAUCAGUUAUUACUGUCACAGAAGAAGACAAGCAUGGCAGAUGGAUGGAUAAGGAUGGGCACAAAGAAGAGAUGGCAUAUGAUGAUGAUUACCCUUCUUGUAGAAGUAAUGACAGUAAUGAUGGAGGGUGCAAGAGGGAGUUGGAUAAUCAUUUACAUGUUGUUGAGAAGAGAAUAGGAGUGGAGAGUGGGAAAGAGGAAAAAGCUCUUAUUUCUAAUGUUCCAAUCGAAGAUCUCACAGAUAGUGGUAACAUUUCGGAAACGGAUUGUGGUGGCCAAGAUGAUGGAAUUAACUCUAGCCGUGAUGGAAUAGGAAUUGCUGGUCCUGUUAAUGAAAAUACGAAAGAGGUUUCUGGGGCAAUUAGUAGUCUGCCAGGUGAAGAUCUGGAGUCAAUUUUAAGACAAAGGGCUUUGGAAAAUCUAAAAAGGUUCAAAGGAAGCCAUCAAAGAAUUCCAGCAGUAACUACUAGUGAGGAAAACAAGAGCAAUAGUGAUUUGAAACAGCCAUCCACUGUAAAGGCUGAUUUUGUUCAAAUAGAAUCCCCAAAGGAGAGUGGUGCUAGGGCGGUUGUUGCAAAGUCCUCCAAGGAGGGUGCUUCUGAAAUGGUUGUUCCAAAGUCCUCCAAGGAGGAUGUUGCUGAAAUGGUUGAUGCAACCCAAUUACUAGAAAAAGCCAAUGGGCCUCCGGUGAGAGAUUCCAUUGUUUCUUCCAAAAAUCUUAAAAAGGAAUUGGAUAGGACUAGUGGUAGCAAUGAAUUGCAAGAUGUUGCUUGCCCAACAUAUCAGGUGGCUCUUGGAAAUUCCGAUAAAAAGGUUGACACAACUGCAGUGCUUAAUAAACCGAACUUGGCUUCACCAAAAUUGAGGUGCCACUUAGCUAAAGCUCAUUCCACGCGGAAACAAGCAGCUGGUUCGCAGGAACCUCCUCAUGAAAGAUUAUUGGUGAUUGAGAAUAGUGUAGAUAAGAGUACUUCUGAGACUGCCCAAACUGUGCCCCAAACCCAAAGUACCUAUAGUAAUGGUGAUGAUAUCAAUGACAAUCGGGGUUGUACUGCUCCUGAACCUUCAGGAGAGAAUAGGUCUGAUAAACAGCAAGGUGAGGGUAAAGAUGGCUCACAGUUUGAGCAGAAAACCAUGUCUGUCAUGCGAGGCAGUGAAAUGGUACAGGUGAGUUACAAGGUUUACAUCCCUAAGAAAGCUCCUGGUCUGGCGAGGAGGCAACUCAGGCGGCAUUCUCAUCCUCAUGAACAAUAG